Cutaneotrichosporon oleaginosum is the source of this 1155-nucleotide messenger RNA. RefSeq lists its product as uncharacterized. Lineage: Eukaryota; Fungi; Basidiomycota; Tremellomycetes; Trichosporonales; Trichosporonaceae. Gene Ontology annotation, biological process: spliceosomal tri-snRNP complex assembly. The record is from RefSeq and is a predicted model, not a curated record.
AUGUCGCUCACCCAGAACCAGGCGCGCGUGCUGUGGGACGCGGGCGGCUUUGCCGUGCUCCUUGGCGUCGCGCGCGGCGCCGAAGCCGGCCUCGACGGCACGAUGCAUGUGGUCGGCGCGUUCGCGGGAUACAAGUUCGUGCCGCCGGGCCUACACGCGCUCGUGUGGGGCGCGGGGGAGGGCUCCAGCGAGGGCGCGGCGGCGGCGCUUCCCCUCCGCUCCGCGCUCAUCAAGCACUGGGGAUCGCGCGAGCGCGUCGUCCUCACCCUCCCCGAAGGCGGGGGGGAGGUGGAGAGCAUGACUCUCGAAGAGGCUGGGCUUCGCGCGCUCGAUCCGCGGCUUGCGUCGUAUCCGUUCGCGGGGCUCGACGAGUGGAAGCGCCUCACGGCGUGUAUCUCACGCGAGGUCGCCGAUGUCCUCCCCGGCGUCGUGGACAGCUUCACGCCCGUCGAGGGCGAGCAGGACGAGGUGGAGGCUGCGUUGCGCGAUGUUGGGAGAGAGGGCGAGGGCGGGGCCGAAGGACAUCGAAAGACAAUCCGCCUCCCGGUCUUCGACCUCAAGCGGUCGUGGCGCGCCGGCGCGCCCGCAGAGGACGUGACGCGGUGGUCGCGCGACAAGAGCGACCUGUGGGCGCGCGUGUGCGGCGCUCACGGCGGUCCCCGUGCGCUGCUCGGACACACCGCGCUCGCCUACAUCCUCUUCGCGCAGGUGUGGAAUGCGCCCGCGCUCGGCGCGUACCGCCGCCUUGUGGCGCUGCAGUGCCGCGCGCACGCGGCGCUGGCUGAGCCCGAGCUCUUCGCGGACGCUUUUGGUAGUGGCGAUAUGGCUGGGAACGCACAGGACGCGCGCGAGACUGCGCUCGCGUUCGUUGAGCUGCUUGUCGCACAGAUUGGGAGCUUGCCGGAACACGCGGCCGUCGAGGUGCCGGACCUCGAGGAGUUUUUCGAGGGCGAGAUCGAGGCGCUGCGCCGCGGACUCGGUGCCGCGCUCGCUGUGCGCGGAUGGUGGGGGCUUGCGAAACGCGCGCAGGCUGCGUGGAGCCAGCUGCGCGCCGUCGCGGCGAAGAGGGGAUGGAGCAUCGACACCCUGCCGCAGGGCGACGAGGAGGAGGACGAGGAGGAGGGCGAGUACGCCCCCGUUGUGGUGGAGACUUAG